AUGUUAUAUAAUCUUGAUGAAAAAAUAAACAUUUUAAAUACUCUAUGCAACAAGUUGUUUUUGUUGAAACAAUUAGAAAUUGAUUUACAAAAUGUUGGUGAUUCAUAUACAAAUGGUUCUUCAAAAAAGAUUUUGUAUUUCUCUGAUGGUACAUUAGAAGUUGAAAACGAUAAUCAAGAUAUUCCUGAUUCAACAUCUGAAUGCAAAUCAUUACCCGUAAAUUUACAAAAGGCAAACUGGUUUCCUUGGAUGUGGUACCAGACCGUAGCUGCUGGAUCUAAGGCACUAGAAUUGUGUGAUUAUGUUGGGGAAUCUCUAGCUUCUUUUUUCGGAAUUACAACUCCUAAAUAUCAAUUUGAAAUAAAUGAAUAUAUGAGACUACAAAAGGGUUUCAUAGUACAUAACAUGCCUAGUCAUAGAAUGUGUAAAAGUAAUUUCGACUGA
This is a messenger RNA of Pediculus humanus corporis (human body louse), 444 nucleotides long. RefSeq lists its product as uncharacterized. Bases 1 to 444 code for a protein of 147 amino acids. The transcript is spliced from 4 exons. The record is from RefSeq and is a predicted model, not a curated record. NCBI's taxonomy places the organism in Eukaryota, Metazoa, Arthropoda, Insecta, Psocodea, Pediculidae.